Molecule: messenger RNA, 636 nt
Organism: Gastrolobium bilobum
Lineage: Eukaryota; Viridiplantae; Streptophyta; Magnoliopsida; Fabales; Fabaceae
Product: probable mediator of RNA polymerase II transcription subunit 26b
Exons: 3
Coding region: 1-636 (211 amino acids)
Source: RefSeq, a predicted model, not a curated record
AUGCAUGUGAAUCAUGUUAGCAAUUAUAGCUUUGGGGAAGCUGAGGCAUUAACUGAUGAGAUUGAAAAAGAGUUUCAGCAUGUUGGGGAGUGGAUCCUUCUAGAGGCAACUGAGAUUAGAAAGGCUGUCAAUCCUCUCCGAAAGCAUGGAUCAAAGGAUAUUAGUCAACUCGCACCACUCAUCUACCAUUUCUUUCCAAGUGGACAAUUCAAUAGAAACUGUGAAAAUGGGAGAAAGCCAGUUUUGGACAGUCAAGUUGUAGAAAGGAGGAAAUCUGAGGCUUCCAUUGAGCCAUCCAUCACUGCCAAGGACAGUAAGAGUCAGCAACCAAGGAAAAAUGAGGUUGCUGUGAGGCUAAAUAAACCAGAAACUGCUGAUAAUGGCCCUGUCAGACCCCCAAAAUCAACUAUGCAGCGAAAAAGCAAUAUGGAGCCAAAGAUGCAGCCAAAAAUAGAGAACAAUACAAUCCCAAAGAAACCUCCCAUGAUUCAGAAAGAUAAAUCCAAGUUUUCAGAUGAAUAUGCAGCCCAAGUAAAGCUAGAGGCCUCUAAGAGGAAACUUCAUGAGCGUUAUCAACAAGUUGAAAAUGCUAAGAGGCAGAGGAUAAUACAAGUUCUAGAAAUAAAUGGCCUCUAG